AUGUUUCUAAGUUUUGCAGACAGUCAAAGCGACAGAGAACCUGACGCUCACCCAACUGCCAAGAAAAAUAAACCGGGUUCGCACCUUCUUUCAUCUAGCGAUGAAGCGGAAUCCUCACCGGCGCCUGUAACUCACAAGCCAAACAUUUUUGAAGAUGAGGAUGAGGAGGAGAACGAGGACGAGGAUGAGGAAGAGGAAAGAAAGCCCAGGGAAUCCGAAAGCGAUUCGGCUGAAGAACAAAAGCCGCACCCUCAAAAACUGACUGCCCACGAUGUUUUGGGUUCCUCUUCCAGCGAAGAGUCUGAACAGGAAGAGGAAGACGCUCCUGUCAAGGCACGGUCCUUAUCCGAAUCUUCAAGAGCUUCAAGCGAACAAUCAAUGCUUGGGUCUAGCAAACAGGUCCCUGGGGCUAACGAGCGAGAGGACAGCGAGACCGAGGACUUAGCUGCCGACCACGAGGUAACAGAAGAAGCGGGUGAGACACGGAUCGCUGUAGCCUUUCCUCUCAUUCGUGUGGACUUGGGCAGGGAAAUGCACUUGGUGAAAAUGCCUAACUUCCUCUCCGUCGAAACUCGCCCCUUUGACCCUGCUGUCUACGAGGAUGAGCUAGAUGAGGACGAAGUCCUUGACGAGGAAGGACGCACCCGUCUGAAGUUAAAAGUUGAAAACACAAUAAGAUGGCGUUUAGGCAAGAAUGAAGCUGGUGAGACAAUCCACGAGUCGAAUGCUCGCAUAGUCAGAUGGUCCGAUGGUUCGCUUUCACUUUACCUUGGCAACGAGAUCUUUGAUAUACACAAGAUGGACAUUCAAUCUGAUUUCAACCACCUGUUCAUCCGAGAGGGCAGCGGACUUCAGGGUCAAUCAGUCUUCAAGACGAAACUGACAUUUAGGCCCCACUCCACUGAGUCUUUCACACAUCGCAAGAUUACUCUUUCUUUAGCUGACAAAACCAACAAAUCCCAAAAGGUACUGUUUCCACCACCCCUCUCCUACUUUCCUCUACGUGAACCAUCAUGUCGCACUUUUGAAAGGAAUUUCUUUUUAAAAUGUUCAAAUUUCACAACUGGGAAAGCAACACAUCUGUUGUUCUGGUUUCCGUUCGUUUUUUUAUUGACUAUCAUUUGCACUCAACUUAUGUGA
Messenger RNA from Dibothriocephalus latus, 1140 nucleotides. Lineage: Eukaryota; Metazoa; Platyhelminthes; Cestoda; Diphyllobothriidea; Diphyllobothriidae. The record is from the annotation of a GenBank genome assembly.